This is a messenger RNA of Xenopus laevis (African clawed frog), 4659 nucleotides long. RefSeq names its product cordon-bleu WH2 repeat protein L homeolog (gene cobl.L). Gene Ontology annotation, cellular component: axonal growth cone; terminal web; ruffle. The transcript has 15 exons. Lineage: Eukaryota; Metazoa; Chordata; Amphibia; Anura; Pipidae. The coding region runs from base 312 to 4010 and encodes 1232 amino acids. Gene Ontology annotation, molecular function: actin monomer binding; actin binding. The record is from RefSeq and is a predicted model, not a curated record. Gene Ontology annotation, biological process: actin filament network formation; actin filament polymerization.
ACAUCACAAGGAUACAACAGAGAGAGAGAGAGAGAGGGGAGGGGGCAGCAGGGCUGACACCAAUACCAGACUGCAUGUAGUCCCAACAGAAUGACAGCUGAGGGGAUUCCUACAAAAGUAGUCUGAGGGAUCUCCAGCAGUAACUCUUUUGUUGUCAGAUGCCUCUUCCUCCUUACAGUGACGCUAACGGAUGUACAAUUUCUCACUAAGGAACUGAACAGACUGGUUGUGAAGAAAAGAUUAACAUGGUGAUUGUUUACUUUGGAUAUAAAAUAAGGAAUAAUACUUGCUCUUUUUAACUAAAAGUAGCCAUGGAGACUGCACUCAAACCACCUACUGGAAAAAAACUAAAGGCAAGAGCACCCCCUCCACCAAUUCAAGCUUCUAUAUCAAGACCACCAAUGGAGCAGAGAUCAUCUUCAGAAUUUGAUGGGACAGACAAUCAAAGCCCUGAAGAUAUAAAGGAGAAUAUGCUGCACAGGAAAAUGGACCUCACAAUAUGUUUACCUGAUGGCAGAGGAAAAACAGUCACUGUGGAUGGAAGUAAAGCAGUGAUGGACCUGCUGGUGGAUAUUUGCAGUCAGUACCAUUUGAACCCUGCUCAUCAUACCAUUGAGGCAAAAUCUGGAGAGUGCCAGCAACCGUUCACUUUAAGGCCAAAUACUCUCAUUGGAACACUGGACGUACAAACAGUAUGUCUAAAGGAGAAAGUUACAGAAAUCAAGGUUAAAAAGCCUGCUCCGAUGAUUCCAGAGAAAACUGUACGGCUUGUUGUGAAUUUUCUUGGGACCCAAAAAACUGUAGUGAGAGUCAAUCCUGAAGUGCCCUUGCAGAGUAUUCUAUUAGCUAUAUGCGAGAAGUGUGAAUUUCAGCCUGAGGAUGUUAUUCUAUUGAGAGACACUACCAACAAGGAGGAACUGGAUAUGGCAAAGUCACUUAAGGUCUUGGGAAUCAAGGAGCUUUAUGCUUGGAAUAGCAAGAAAGAAAAGAAAAGAAAUUCUUCGACUAAUAGUGACAACACCGAAAAGGAAAAAAAAGGUAUUCUGGGCUUUUUUCGAAGCCACAAGAAAAACAAGAACGAGGGAAACACAGGAUCAAUGGAAAAUGAAGAAUAUGAAGAGAUUUUUAAAGCAGCAUCUACCACUGGAACCACCCAUGACGGAUGUUCAACAGCCCCAAGUUCACCUGCAGUGAACACUCGCCCUGUUACACUGGGUGCCUCAGUGUCCCUAUAUAACAUCUCAUCAAUUGGUGCUAAACCAGAGGUAAAGAAACGCAGAGCUCCUCCCCCACCAAAGCCAACACCCUUCGAAGCGGUGGUUGAAAAAAACAUGGAUCAAAAAACACCAGAGCAGCUUCUUCCUGGCAUUCAAAAUGAGCAGCAGAAAAAAAAACGGAGAGCUCCACCACCGCCAACUGCCCCGAUGCCAAAUGAUAAGAAUGAAGAAAAGGAGGAGAACGGAAAAAGCUCCACAGGUAAUGGACGACAGGUUCCACAAAAGCCCCCAAGAGGCACCACACGAAGUCCACCUCUUUUAGUGAUCCCCCCACCCCCACCUUACCCUCCUCCUGAUUAUGGUAAUCUGGACCCGCCUGUCACUGAAAAUGGAGUAGUCGUAACAGAACAGCCCAAGUUUGUACCUGUACCUGCGAAACGUGAUAUAAGUUUGAAGCGGUUCAACAGUGUUUCUUCUGUGGAAAUCUUAACGGUUGACUCAAUGGAAGCUGAUGAAGCAGGAUCCAUACGUAGCUAUACAGAAGAUUCAGGGGUGGUGAGCUCACUUUCAGACAGUGCAUCUCUGGAUUUGCCAAGUGAUAGCACCCAAAGCAGAGAAAGCCUCUUGAAUCAGGAAAAUGCAAAGGAAUCUGUGAGAACAGACAUUCACAAGAAUAAUAAAUCAAGCAAUAUGCAGACAAGAAGAGAUGACGAUGAUGAUGUCACAUCGGUUCGAAAUGGUGAUGAAGAUAUUUUUAUUUCGGCCCAGUUCCAGAAAACAUUGGAAGAACUAGAUGAUGACUCUGAAGACAUGGAUGAUGUGGACAGUGCUUACAGAAAUCAUAUUCAUUCUCAGUCAAGUCCUUUUCAUAAACAAGAGUCGAUGACAUAUACUGAAGUUCCAGUAACAAUUAUAGAUGGAGUUCCAGAUAUGGAAAAUGAGGUUACAUCCAAUUCACAAAGAGUGGAACUACAUACCAACUAUACUAAGCAAGGAGCAUUAAAGCCAGAGCAAAAUGCAUCCACUGCCUUCAAGCUUGAAAAUGGGUAUAACCAUAGGGAGAGCAAGCCCACUGAGACCAUUCCUUCCUCCAUGCCAAGGAGCAAAUUUGCAUCAGCAAAGAAGGCUGAAUUUUCUGAAACAAGAUUAAUAGAAAACAAAGAUAAAACUGAAAAACAACAAAUACCAGCUUCACUUAACAAUACCACUAAAGGAGCAGAGCCUUCAAAACCAGUAUUGUGGAGGCAACAAACAUAUGAAUCGAAAGCAGGUAUGAGAACAUUUACUGUUGUUCCUCCCAAACCUGAUGUAAAAAAGUAUGACAGAGGAGCUUCUCUUUCAGCAAGUGCUAUCAAAAUAGAUGAUUUUGGCAAUCUAAUAAGCCCUCAUACUUCCAUAUCUAAGAAGGAUCUAAAUAAUAGUCAUAGCAAUAAACCACAGGGACCACUUGUUGAAAAGGCAAAAGAGUUCUGGAGAUCAAAUUCUAUGGACAGUCAGGCAGGAGAAGUCAGAGAGCAAUUUCCUAAAAAGUUUUCAUCUGUCAAGAGUAAUAAGCCAAAUCAGCAAGAAGCAGACAGCAAAAUAAAUUAUAUAUCUCAGGUAAUUAAUAAAGGAGGGGAGACCAAAGAGCAACCAUCUAUAAAGAACAAUAAGCCAAACCAACAAGGACAAAUGGACACUUUAAAUUAUCCAUCCUUAAAGGGAGUGGCACUUAAUACCAUAACAGAGAGAGAGAAUGGGCAUCUAAAACAAUUACACUCAAUACCUGGGUCUCAAGAGAAGAUGAUUAUUAUAGAACAUACAAACAGUGUAAAAUCAAACCCGCCAUUUUUGAAUAUUCAGAAACGAACAUCCAGCCAAUAUGUUGCAUCUGCCAUCUCUAAGUACACAGAACCAUCAAGAAGUAAAUCUUUUGAAACAAAUGACUCCAUUAAACAAGAAACAACAGCAGACUUGAGGAAAAGGUUUAGUGGUAUCUAUGUUCCAGCUGGUAGCAACCCUAGUAAAACUGCAGCUGAAAAAAACAACAAAUCUAAUGAUCAUUCACAAAUAUAUGCUCAAAGAGAGAGUUCAGUUUCUGAGCAACAGGGUUUCAGUGAAAUACAAAGCAGAGUUGGAACUACAGCUAUCACCAUACUGGAAAGAAAUCCUGAAAAAACCAGCAUGUUUCAUUCUGCUCCACAUGAAUCUCAAGGCCGCUUAAACACUAUAUCCUCAUCGAAUUCCUUUUUAAAAGCUGUGAGGGAAAAAUCUGGUAAAAUGGAACAAUCCAAUUCCUAUACAUCCAACAAAGAGCCACUGAGGUCUGUUGCCAUCAAGGAAGAUAAAGGAAAUGAUGUACCUUCAACAAUAACAGAUGACACAGACAAUCCUAGCAACGGUGAUGUGUUCGGACCAAAAGCAAAGUUACGUCAAGUGGUCCAGAAACCAUUCCAGAAAGACACAACAUUGCACAGUGCUUUAAUGGAAGCCAUUCAGUCUGGAGAAGGAAAAGAAAAGCUGAGGAAAAUACAGACUUCAUCUGCUGUAUUAAAUGAGCUUCAGUCUGUAAGAAAUGCAGAACCGUCUUUCAAGGAGGCAGAAAAAGUACACAAUCAGCUGCAAUCAAUUCCACCUCCACCAUUAAUGCCUCCUCCACCGCCACCACCUGUGCUCAAUUUAUCUGCUACUGUGUCUCCUGCCACUAAAGCUAACUCUGUAAAUGCAAGGGAAGCCUUAAUGGACGCUAUUCGCUCAGGUGCUGGCGCUGCAAGACUUAAAAAGGUCUCUACAGUAUAUGGUUUAAGAAAAUAAUUGAAGGAAACUCGCUCCACAGACCCACAAUACCCAGUCAACGACACACAUGAGAGGCUCAGAACAGCACAAGUCUGUGUGAUUAUCUUGUCAGCUGGCCAAAUGUUUUUUUUUGUACCUAAUUUUCUGUUUCAAAAUAAUGGUUCAAAAGGGGAAUAUAAUAUAUUGCUAUGCUGCAUGAGGUAUGUGCCAAGGAAAAUGUGUCUGCUUCGAAAUGCAUUCAGAUAUUGCCAAUAAAAUAUUCUUGUUGGCAGGUGAAAUAGCAAUGCAGCAAAGGAUUUAAACACUAUACGUUUUAUAGGCCGUGUUCCUUGUGAAGCCGUUUUUUUUUGUCUUUGUGCAAUUUAACAGGGAAAAUCAGCAGGAAAAUUGUAUAAUAAGGUGUUUAAUCUCUUCUUUAAUCACUGAGAGAUAUUCCUUAUUAAAUUGUAAAUAUAUAAUUAUAUAUCAUAUAUGUGUGUAUAUAUAUAUAUAUAUAUAUAUAUAUAUAUAUAUCAGAGAAGGAGAUGAUUGCACAAUGCAGGAAAUUUGCCAAUGACAUUUUUAACACUUGUCUAAAGGUAUGGGAUCCGUUAUCCAGAAAGCUCCGAAUUACUUAUACUCUCAUGGGAAAACAAGUUUUUUUCCAAAAACGCAGCAGUUAAUAGUG